AUGAAGUUUGGACGAUACUUGAGGGAGCACGUCAUCGACGAGUGGCGUCGAGCAUACGUCAAUUGUACGUUCAGCGCCCUCCCCUUGCCUGCACGAAUGAACCGAGCGAACAGCUGUGGCUUCCUCACGUCCCCACGAGACAGCGCCUGACCCCACAGGUACCUUCCCCGAAAUCUUAGAUCGUCAGCUCAAAAAGCAGAUAGUCAAAGCUGGCGACGAGACGAAUGUCCUCGAUGAAGCUGCUGAAGCCGACGAGGUGAGCUCCCAGAUGGAUCUCGAGAGGGGAUCCACUCGGCCAGCUCGCGAGCAAGACCAGCAGCCCGCCAACGACGACGCCAACUCGUCCGUCGAUCCUCACAAUGCGACGAUAACGGACGCUCCCGGAACGGCAAGUCCGGUUGGGAGCGGCUUCGAAGCCUCGCCCAUCGCAGAACAGAGUACAAGCUCUCCAUCUGCCGAGAGAUCGAACCCGCCCACUGCAAGUGCUGCCUCGUCCCAGAACCGACCCGUUCGGUUGCCCAGCAUCGACUCGCGCGCUGAAAAGGGACCUAGCCCUGGACCUGCUCCUCGACGCUUACUCGACCGACUUCCGCGCCGAACGUCGUCAUUCAAGCUCACCAAGGCAGGCGACUUUAAUCCGAAAAACUUCCGCCCCGGGUUCUCCAAUUCGAUGUUGCUGCUGAGGCUGCUCGAGCUGGCGCCCCCGGUUUCGAGGCGGUUCUUUGGACUGAUGGACGACGAGUUGGAGCGCGUGUCUUCAUUUUAUGCGGAUCGGGAGGCCGAAGCGUUCGCUCGGUUCGAAGAGCUGAGCGGCCAGUGGAAGGAGCUGCAGAGCCAUAGAAAGGAGUACCAGGUCAGUCAGGAUUCCAUCCACUCGCUAUGCUCCAGUCGAUGGAGACUAAUCGCAGGCUCUGCGAUCUGACAGGAACUUCGUGCGCGAGAAGCACCCCUCUUCCCCAUCAUCAACCAUGUGCCCCCGAUGAUGCCUGGAUCGAAGUUGAUUCGCCGAGGAUUGGCCGUCGGUGGCGCACGCCACUCCUCGCACGCCCAAGACGGAACCGUUGACGGCGAAGCACCGGUCCCUGGAGGAAGCCCACGAACCCGCUUUGUUCACAACCGACCCGAACAAUACAGGGAUGCUCGAUCCAAACUCAAGCUUGCCAGUAGGUGACCCAAGCGACGGAGGCUGGCCCAGUGCACGUCUGAACUGACGAUUUGAGCUUCUACAGCUUUCGAAUACUAUAGAUCGCUGGGUAUGCUCAAGUCUUAUCGAGUACUGAACCGAACCGGUGAGUUCCCAUUGUUUCGACGAGUGUGUCAUGCCAUGGGGCUGAUCGACCCAAAUUAUCCGGUGCCCAUUGCGCAGGCUUCGCCAAAGCCCAGAAGAAAUUUGAGAAAGCGACCCGGAUCCCUUGCAAGCCGUGGAGCUACAAACUCGAGCAAGCCAACUUUGUCGCCUCAACCAAACUCGAUGAUUUAAUCCGGGAAACGGAGGACGCCUUUGCGUCCAUUUUUGAACGAGGCGACCGCAAGAAGGCGCUCGAGCGGUUGAGAAACACUGGCCAGAGUGAACGGCACCACUUCACUGCUUGGCGAGCGGGGGUGUACAUUGGUAUCGCGAUACCUCUGUUGAUUGAGGGUAUUAUAAAGAGCAGGUCCUGGUAGAUGUGAUUGCUCUGGCCAUUACCUGCUAAUCCGCCAGUCCCCCGUUUUACCGACAGGUUGCAGCGCGUCGACGCGAGUUCAAAUUCCGUACUGGGAGGCGCUCAUGCAACUGUUUGGCGCGAUGUUCCUCCCGAUAUUUUUCUCCGUUCUGUUCUUCCUCAACCUCUCCGUUUGGGCAAAGACCCGUAUCAAUUACAUUCUGAUCUUCGAACUAGAUGUGAGCCUUUUAGAUGGUCUGCAUCGCGCUGCUUCACCGUGCUAACGCCUAAUCCGAAUCGCAUCUUAGAUUCGGACGCGCCUCGAUGUUCACCAGUUCAUCGAAGUAGGCCAUUCCGCGGAAGUCUUUAUUCAUCGCUCGAUGCCAAUACUGAGCCCAAUACCGAGCCAACUCUCUUGCUCCCAGAUUCCGGCCUUGCUCCUUGGGCUGUUGUGUCUCUUCUUCUGGGCCGCUUUCACCAACUUUGCACCCGACCGCCUUCCGCCAUCCGCCUAUCCGCUGGCCUUCUUCAUUCUCGUCCUGGUCCUCUUACUCAUUCCCUUACCUAUACUCUAUCCGUCCGCCCGGUGGUGGAUGAUUCGCACGUUCUGCCGCGUGCUCACCGCAGGGUUGAUUGCUGUGCAAUUCUCUGAUUUCUUCCUCGGUGAUGAACUCAACUCUCUGUAUUAUUCGGUGAGCUCACGCAGCGGCGGGCUACAGAUGUGCUAUUGGACUUUAGCUCAAAUACUUUACCUGCACAGAUCACCAAUUUGUACGCACUCGUUCCUUGAUAGUGCAGUAGAAACACGAUCUGACUCCUCGGCGUUUGAUCAGGGGCUUUCUGUACUGCGCAUACAGUCAUUCGUGGCCGUCAAAUACCUACGCGGUAUGCUCGCUUAACAAGACAUGGGCAAGGACAUUUCAUUCCGAGCGAUUUUUUGUAUCUCGUCACUGAUCAAUCGCGUUCGCUCGCAGGCGACCCCUGUCCUCGCCUCCCUUCCGGCCAUCUGGCGUCUGGGACAAAGUUUGCGGCGUUACAUUGACUCGGAUGGACUGGUGUAAGCGAAACGAUGCAUAGCAUGCUUUCCAAGUCUGCAGCUAAUGAGUAUGUUUUCAGUAUUCAUAUGCUCAACGGUGGCAAGUACACCGCCUCAAUUCUUCAGUUCUGUUUUUACUACAGCUGGUGAGUGCACUUUGAAACAACUUUACCGCGUAUAGAGGCUAAGCUGACAACGGUGACGGUGCAGGAGGAUCGAUGGCUCCACCUCCAUCGCCCGAAAAGCGAUCUGGAUAAUGUUUGCUGUGACCAACUCGUGCUACACGGCGACCUGGGGUACGCCGCAAUUUCUUGCGGCUCUGCGCCAACAGCACUGACGUAUUUGUCCCUCACUUCCACUGCAGACAUCGUCAUGGACUGGUCUUUGCUGCAAAAGAACUCGAAGAACUUCUUGUUGCGCAAUGAGCUCGGUUUCAGGGAUCAAAAAUGGGCAUAUUACGUCGCGACUGUUGUCAACAUCAUACUACGCUUCUCUUGGGUGAUCUACAUCACCGACAGCGGGCCCUCUCUCGCAUUGAAAGGCUUCAUCGUUGCUCUUCUCGAAGCAUGUCGUCGAAUCGUGAGUUUUCCCCCGCACUCCUGGCACUCCCAGCACUUACGUUUUCAGGUCUGGAAGAUGCUGAUCACAUCGAGAACCCUACAUCACAUCGAGCCAGGUUUGGAACACCUUCCGUGUCGAGUCCGAACACUGCGGAAACGUUGAUGGCUACCGUGUUACACGCAACGUGCCCCUCCCCUACACGCCCGCAAUCAGUGCGUCCUUCCCAUGCGCACACCCCUGUCGAACUGGUUCAGCGCUCCUGACAUUUGCACUGCCUUGCGUUCCCCAGUGCGUCCCCGGGACGAUCAAGACGACCACGACGAUCUCGCUUCGCCUCGCACCCGCAAACAAGUCGUCUUCGAUUUCCUCCACAGUUUGCACCGAUCCAUCGUCGACGACUUUUCCCCGCUGGCCAAUAUCUCGCUCUUGCGCAUGUCGGCACGCUCCAAGUCGGGCAGUAACAACAACGGCAAGACCGCUUCGAGAUCGCGCAAAGCCAAAGGGAGUGCCGGUACCACUGCCGAAAGCUCGUCCGAAGAUGGUGGUGGCGCUCAUUCGAACGACGAGGACGAGGAUGACGAUGAAGACGGUCGUGGCGGGUACAGCGGGAGUGAAGAUGGUGCCGAUGGCUACGAUCUUGGAACGGACAGAAUGGUGGAGCAGGAAAUUCAACAGGCGGAUCUUAUGAUGGACCUGCCGCAGGGCGAAAGACGUCUAUGA
Microbotryum saponariae is the source of this 3960-nucleotide messenger RNA. NCBI's taxonomy places the organism in Eukaryota, Fungi, Basidiomycota, Microbotryomycetes, Microbotryales, Microbotryaceae. The record is from the annotation of a GenBank genome assembly.